Messenger RNA from Wickerhamiella sorbophila, 648 nucleotides. RefSeq lists its product as hypothetical. The transcript has a single exon. The coding region runs from base 1 to 648 and encodes 215 amino acids. The record is from RefSeq and is a predicted model, not a curated record. Lineage: Eukaryota; Fungi; Ascomycota; Dipodascomycetes; Dipodascales; Trichomonascaceae.
AUGAAAUUCGCCCUUGCCGCCCUCGCCGUCGCGGCUGUCAAGCCUGUUCUGGCUGAGCCCACCACCAUCGUUUACCGUACUAUUGUCGAGUACAUCACUGUCACCGACCAGACCAGUACCUACACUACUGCGGCCACCAUUACCCAGGCGCCUAUUCUGCAGGCUAUCGCCAACGACCCGUCCAGCUCGUCUUCCGCCGCGCCCAGCUCCUCCAUCGAGCCCAGCAGCUCUGUUGAGCCCAGCUCUUCUGUCGAGCCCAGCUCCUCUGCCGUGGCAAGCAGCUCGGUCGCGUCCAACUCAACCACCGUUGUGUCGUCGGCCGUCCCCACCGUGCCCUUCUACAACACGACCAACUCCACCAACACGACUACCAGCUCUGCUGCGCCCAACACGACCACUGUGUACACCAAUACCUCGACCCCCGUGUACCCCAAUACGACCACCUCCGUCAACACCUCGACCUCGGUGGUUGUGACCGCGUCGACUUCCUCCGUAGAGGUCACCACGACCACCACUGCUGUCCCUACCUCCAGUGCUGCCGAGUCCUCUGCUUCCGCCACCAGCACCGUUUCCCACAAAAACACCGCGCCCCUGGCCGUCGCCAACCUGGGUCUCGCUGCUGUCGCUGCCGCCGCGUUCCUUCUCUAA